AUGGAGUUUGAAGAGUUUUAAUUUGAAGAAAAUACUUCUGCAACAAAAUAAAAUACGAAAAACUAUUCAUUUAAUAUGAACAGUGAUAAUAUAGAUAAAUAAAAUGCCCUUUAUGUAAACUAAAUUAGAUUAGAAGAUUAAAAUAACCUUUCGUCAUCUAUUUCUAAUCCUGAAAUUACAAAUAGUGUAUAGUAUGGUACUAGUGGUUGUUAGGAAGCUGGUCUCGAUUAUUUAUAAUAGGCAUGUUUUUACUUAGAUCCUAAUAUGGGUAUGGAGUAGGAGGAUAUAGAGGAAUAAGAAAAUGAAUUGGUUUGUCGAAAAUGCUCUAAAAAUAUUCAGUACUGUUAGCAUCAGAAUUAGCAGCAGCUAUCUUCAACUACGAUAUAGCUAAACAAUAAUAGAAAUCGUCACUCUUCUUAAUGUAAAAAAAGUGAGAAUCAGAGCAAUUAAAAUUCUUCUUUAUACUUAAUUGAUUUAGAAGAACAGGGGUAAUUUAGUAACUCUUUACAAAUCGCUAAUAUUAAUAAGUAGAGAGAGAGAGAUAUUUCAUAUUAAUUAAUUGAUACUUUAAGAUUUUAGCAAUACAAUUUGUUUGAACUUUUUUGUGAUGUUCCUUUCAGCUUGGAUUACUACAUAAAAGAAGUGGAAAGUGGUUAAAUAAGAUAAAGGAAUUGUAUAUACAACACAUUCAAAAAGAUUGUUGAGGUUCGAAGUUUUCAAAAUGGAAUGAUGAUUGAAGCUACUCUGCAAUCAAAGUACACAGCUGCAAACAAAUUUAACUUUUUGGUUGAUUUUUUAGAGAGUAAAGGUAACAAUUAAUUACUCGAUUUAGCUUUCAAAAUUCAGAAUUUCUAAGAUAGAGUUAACUAGUUAACUCAAGAAGCCAGCCUAAUUAUAAAUUAAAUUAAUUCAUCAGAAUCAAAAAAGAGUUCUGCCAGCUAAAGUAAAAAAUGUUACUGCUCAAUAUAUGAUCAAACUUGCAUGUGUUAUAGUAAUAAGCAUAAUAUGUUCCCAGAAAGCGAUGAUGAAUCCAGCAGCUAUACCUCGCUAAUUCAAGAGUGCUAUAAUAAUAAUAACAACAACAUAGAUAGUAGAGAAAUAGAUCUUAAUUUUAUGAAAGAAAGAUUAAAAGCAAGCUACUAAGUAAAAGAUAAAAUAUUGUCUUCAUAAAACCCAUUAGAUUUUAUUUAUUUUAAAACUUAUGUUAUUGAUUGGCAGAAUAAUGGUAAUCUCAAAAUUGAUAGCUAUGGAUUUACCAAAGGAUACUGUGAACUUAUGGGUUUAACUAUAAAUGAAUAUAAAUAGCAUAUCUUGAGAAAAGGAUUCAUGGAAAACGUUCAUUAUGACUGCAAAGUAAAGUUUAUGUUUCCAUACUUUACAAAUUACCCUUGGUCAGUAAAGGAGGAAGGGUUGUCAAGAUCUGGAGAAAUGAUUUUUACAACACACGAUAACAUCGUUUUCACUGGGAAUACAACAGUAGAAACUCAUAAUCUCUCUUAUGAAUUCGAUAAGCAACAUAAUUUCAACACAAAACUCUGCAACACUUUGCUAUUCGUUAGAAUAGAUGUAGAAGAAGAAGAUCUUUUAAAAAUAUAUCAAAUAAGGAGAUCAAGAGGAACCAGGUCCAUUUUCGAUGACAAAGAUGAUGAAGAAUGCGACUUCUAUUACUCUCAAGAAUCUUAAUCAUUUUUAGAAAGGUAUUACAAAGAUAUUUAUGGCCCUCAAUAUGCUGAAAAAAAGUAGCUUAGAAGGUGUGAAUAUGUAGAAAUACCUUAACAUUCUAAGCAAUAAAAACUAACUAAAUACCCUUUUAAACAGACUUAAUUAACAAAUUGA
Messenger RNA from Tetrahymena thermophila SB210, 1836 nucleotides. RefSeq lists its product as hypothetical. The transcript has a single exon. The record is from RefSeq and is a predicted model, not a curated record. Lineage: Eukaryota; Ciliophora; Oligohymenophorea; Hymenostomatida; Tetrahymenidae.